GUUCAAAUUGUUGGAGACGAAACAGGGCGAGUAUUCAUCACCUCAAAACAACUGCAAUAACUCGAGGGAAGGGAAUCGCAUUUGUAAUUAGUGGAUAAUAUAAAGCUCACUAGUUGUCCACUCCACUGGUCAGUGCAAAAAACACACCAUCGAGAAUGUCACGGCGAGAAAGAGUUCUAAAUUUAUACAAAACGUUGCUUUAUAUGGGUCGAGAUUACCCCCAGGGGUUCGAUUUCUUCCGAGUGAGUCUGAAGAGGGCUUUUUUGAAAAACAAAUUCGAAAGCGAUCCCGAGAAGAUUGACAAGAUGAUUGAACGGGGCCAUUACGUGAUGAAGGAGAUCGAGGCUUUGUAUAUGUUGAAAAAAUAUCGAACGAUUAAGCGGAGAUACUACGAUGGGCCUUCGAAUGCGGCCUAGUGUAAUCACUCACUUUUUAUAUGUUUAAACAAUAUUUUUGUACAAAAGAAAUAAUGCACAGCUCAAUGCACAAUAUUUUUUUCAUCAAUGGAGAAUAAAAGCUUAUUUUAUGUCGUUUUAA
This is a messenger RNA of Diachasmimorpha longicaudata, 537 nucleotides long. It is a transcript of the gene osi, whose product is annotated as electron transfer flavoprotein regulatory factor 1. Gene Ontology annotation, cellular component: mitochondrion. The transcript has 2 exons. Bases 156 to 416 code for a protein of 86 amino acids. NCBI's taxonomy places the organism in Eukaryota, Metazoa, Arthropoda, Insecta, Hymenoptera, Braconidae. Gene Ontology annotation, biological process: respiratory electron transport chain. The record is from RefSeq and is a predicted model, not a curated record.